Messenger RNA from Topomyia yanbarensis, 3458 nucleotides. RefSeq names its product pantothenate kinase 3 (gene fbl). Lineage: Eukaryota; Metazoa; Arthropoda; Insecta; Diptera; Culicidae. Bases 991 to 2526 code for a protein of 511 amino acids. Gene Ontology annotation, molecular function: pantothenate kinase activity; ATP binding. Gene Ontology annotation, cellular component: cytosol; nucleus. Gene Ontology annotation, biological process: coenzyme A biosynthetic process. The record is from RefSeq and is a predicted model, not a curated record. The transcript has 5 exons.
UUUUCUCUAUCGACUGCGUUGGCUGAGGAUAAAGUGAAAUGUGAUGAACGUGUGUGACAAGUGAAGAUCGUUCCGUUUUGCAGUGAAUGGCUAUCAGCAGCAGUAUCUAACGUGAAAAUCGCGUAAGUGGAGCAGCGUAGUGUGUAAAUGACGUAGAGUGGUUCCAUUGAUUUUGUGCAGAUUUAGAGAUUUUUUUGGGUCAACAGUACCCUGCAAAGUUAAUACCCGACAACGUGGCUUGGAUUCGUCUCGUUAGUUCUGGAGAGGAAAUGGUUCAUUGAUCUGCUGGUUCCUUUAUUCACGGUUAUCGCUAGUGCUACGGUGAUUGCGAUCCGUUUUCAACUAAUGGAUGAAAGAUGGAUGCCCAAUAUUCUAAUAUAAAUUAGUAAAACGAACUUGCUUCGACCGCGGAGAAAAAUAAUCAAGUAAUAGAAGCAAGUUGUUUGUGUAAACGAUGGAAAUCAAACCGGAUUGUUCUUAUAUUUAUAAGUUUUGCAAUUUUGUACAGGGCACAAUAAGAGUAUUGUAGUGUGUUUCCAAAGUGUGUCUCAAUUGUAAUGAAAGUUAGUACAAUCAAUUUAAAUUUGAAUAUAACGCCGGUCAUUUUCAGCCAAUAUCGGAAAUUAAUGUAAUCAGUGUAUAUACAUAAAAUGCAACAAUUGUUUACUCUGUCGUAACGCGUGACAAUUGGUACAAAAGUGGGAUUAUUGAACGUUAUGGAAAGUACUACCGGAAGCUUAAAGAAAGUCGUUAGGAAAGGUGGCGCUAUUCGCUGUCAUCGAGAGACGUUUCCGCGUGCGUCACGGACGUCCACCUCCGCCGCCGGUGCCAUGUAUUCCGACACCACCGGCCACUCCGCCCUCGGAUCUCGCUGCGGACGAGUCGCUGCUGACGCCCAAUGAUUUUUUCACCGUGAUCACCAACACCGCAAAUGCACAAUCGUCCGCUUAUACCACAUUUAGGUACUACCGUCACAUUCCGAAACGAAGAAUGUCUCCGAAAACGAGCCCAAAGUCCAAAGUGCACAAAGAGUUCCGUACGAUAGUGUCCAGUGCCCCGUCGGCGUCGUCGUCGACGUCGUCCAUAUCGUCCUCCAAUCUGGGAUCGUCAGGUAGUGCAAACGGACCACUGCACUUUCAACGGCGGCGCCGCCGAAGGAGACGCGUCGUCGUCGUACACACCAAGGUGGAUGGUGUCAUAGCUAGUAAGACCGACGACGAUGACGAUGGUGAUGCAGGCGACAGCUCCGAAGACGUUGACGAUGUUGACGAGGUUGAUCGGCUUUCGUCAUCCGGUAGUGUCACCAAUAGACGCACACAUGAUCAGUCGACGGAUGUGGAUGAGCCUCUAUCGAUGCCAUGGUUCGGCAUGGACAUCGGUGGGACCCUGACGAAGCUGGUAUACUUCGAACCGAAGGACAUCACCCCUGGCGAACUGGACCAAGAGGCCACAGUGUUGCGCAACAUCCGCCGUUAUCUGACGAAACACUCCGCCUACGGUAACACCGGUCAUCGUGAUACGCACCUGCAAAUGGAUGACGUGGAGAUUCGAGGUCGGCGAGGAUCGUUGCAUUUUAUUCGAUUUCCAACGGCGGAAAUGGACAAUUUUGUAGCGCUGGCAGUGCGUAAUGGUAUGGCCCAGCUGGUUACGACGGUUUGUGCCACGGGAGGCGGUGCCUUCAAAUUCGAAGAUUAUUUUCGGAAAGAGGUCAACAUGAAGCUUGCCAAGUUCGACGAACUGGAUGCUCUUAUUAAGGGUAUUCUAUUUGCUGAGAUGCACAAUCCAUGUGAGUGUUACUACUGGGCGAACGCUAGUGAUAUUAGUAUAAGUACAAAGAAACAGUUCGACUUCAGUCAACCUUACCCAUUCAUUCUGGUGAACGUGGGUUCGGGUGUCUCGGUGCUAGCGGUACGAGGGCCGGAUAACUACAAGCGUAUAUCCGGUACUAGUCUUGGUGGAGGAACAUUCCUGGGUUUGUGCUGUCUGCUUACAGGAUGCAACACAUUCGAGGAGGCUAUUCAGUUUGCUACAAAGGGAGAUCACAGACGCGUUGAUAAAUUGGUGAAAGACAUUUACGGCGGCGAUUACGAGAGGUUUGGGCUACCCGGCGAUUUAGUGGCAGCCAGGUACUUAAUGUUGAUAUACUUAGUCUUAGAAAUGUUUAACUGUUUGAUGGGUUUUAAUUUUAGCUUCGGUCAAAUGAAUCUUGCCGAUCGGAGAGCUAGUGUGUCGAAAGAGGAUCUGGCCAACGCCACUUUGGUCACAAUAACGAACAACAUUGGCUCGAUUGCUCGGAUGUGCGCCAGCAAUGAGAAAAUUGAUCGGGUGGUAUUCGUCGGAAACUUCCUGCGCGUCAACCCGAUCUCGAUGAAGCUGCUCGCGUACGCCAUGGACUACUGGUCCAAGGGUACCCUGAAGGCGUUGUUCCUCGAGCACGAGGGCUAUUUCGGUGCUAUCGGUUGCUUGCUACAGUUCAACGGAGAAUUGAAUGCGCACGUUAACAACGAAAGCGAACUGCUGGCCUAGACACUAUUAUAUUAUGUAAGUAAGUUGCACCAGCCAUUUUGGCAUUUUUUCCUGUUCUUGCACAUGUUCGGCUGUACACGGUUCACACAAGUGUGUGCGCAAAACAAAAAGCAUAAGAGCUUAAGACAUCAUAGGAGACCUUGCAACAUGAGACUAUUUUGACUACAUCGACUAAACAUGAACAACAGCGCAAAGCAGCAAAUGGCAACAACUGACACAUAUUAUAUAAUUAAUUAUACAAUAGCAACCUAACACUAAAGAACUAGUAUAAUUUCUAAGCGAUUGAUUACAAUGGUUAGGAUGUUACGUUUUUCGUUGGUGUCUGGGCGAAUGAGUCGCAAAGAAAUGGACUGUGAAAUUGUGUUCGUAUAUGAGAACUGAAGAAUGCUACUUUAAUAUGUGAACUGAAUGCUACUUUGAUUCGUUUUUUUGUGAUUCGUCUAGGUUGUUUGGCUACGAAAUCACAUGAAGCAGUUAUGAGAUCUUUUCAUUCAAAUCUUUCCUAUGUUUACCGUUAGGAACAUGUUUUGUGGUUUAACCGUAGAGUUGGAAAGACAGUUUUAGAUAAUUAUAGAAAGAUUGGAAAGAAAUCAAUAACGCGGUUCGUUUAGAAACCUUUUCUUAUUCCCACUAGCGUUAGUUUUAAGCUGACGAUGAAUAAGUAAAAUAUAGCAGGGUAAGAGUUGUAGGAUUCUGUUCGGCAUAUCAAUUGAUUGUACUAAGCAGAGGAAUUGAAACAGUGAACCUUAUUUAUUACAUAUUAUGUUUUGUCUAUUUUACGUGAAUGGGAAAAUUUUAUGUUAAAGGUGUAGGAUACAAAAUUUUAUUAUUAUAAAUCAUCUAUGUUACUGUACAAUCAACGAUUGAGGCAAAUAAUUCCAGAUUACAGAAAUCAGUGUGAAUUACAUUAAGAAAUCAAAACAACAAAUUUU